AUGAUGGGAAAUAAUGGGUUUGAUUCAGAUUUUGCUCUUCUUGAGUCUAUUCGCCGUCAUUUAUUAGACGAUUCCGCCAUUAAUUCCGGCAUUGGAGCUCCCCCGAUGCAUUGCCGGAGCACCACCACCUUGUUUCCUUGCUUAUCGGAAACUUGGGGUGAAUUACCCUUAAAAGAGAAUGAUUCAGAAGAUAUGUUAAUCGCUCGAUUUCUUCACGAAGCUUUGGAUUUCGAAUGCCUGCCGGCGCCGUCGAACUCCAUCGCCAGUGUUAAAUCCGAGCCGGAGAUUUUGGUGGGAUCGCCGGGAGUUUCUAGUUACCAAGGGGAAUCGCCGCUGCAGAAAACGGCGGUGCAAGGGGUGGUCGAGCAGAAGGGGAAACAUUACAGAGGUGUACGGCGGCGCCCGUGGGGAAAAUUCGCGGCGGAGAUUCGGGAUCCGGCGAAGAACGGUGCUCGGGUGUGGCUGGGGACGUUUGAGACGGCGGAGGACGCGGCGUUUGCGUACGAUACGGCGGCGUAUAGGAUGCGUGGUUCUCGGGCUUUAUUAAAUUUUCCACUUCGAAUUAAUUCCGGUGAGCCGGAGCCGGUUCGGAUAACUUCAAAAAGAAGGGCAACGUCGCCAGCGAGUUCAUCGGAGGAUCGAUCAUCGAAGAGGGGAAAGAGAGUGGAAACAGAGACCCACUUGUAAAAUAAGGGUUCCACGUGGCGAAUAGCCAUUGGUUGACGGAGACAGUGGCGAACCUUUUGUUCAAUUGUCUCAUGUAAUGGUCGUUUUCGUAGAUAAAUCACAAAUUUGUUUGUUUUUUUCUCUAAA
Molecule: messenger RNA, 813 nt
Organism: Cynara cardunculus var. scolymus (artichoke)
Lineage: Eukaryota; Viridiplantae; Streptophyta; Magnoliopsida; Asterales; Asteraceae
Product: ethylene-responsive transcription factor 1A-like
Exons: 1
Coding region: 1-687 (228 amino acids)
Biological process (GO): regulation of DNA-templated transcription; ethylene-activated signaling pathway
Molecular function (GO): DNA-binding transcription factor activity; DNA binding
Source: RefSeq, a predicted model, not a curated record